UACUUCCGGAAGCGAUCUUAUUGACAGUGAAGCAUUGCACUUUUUCUGUUUUCUUCAAGUUAAUGUCUUUUUCAUUGUCUGCCUUUCAUAAUAGGUAGAUAUGGCAUCGGAAAACCCGCCUCACUGGUCGGAUAUUUUGAAAAAAAGACUUCAGAAUUGUCCGAAAGAGACCAAAGAGAAGAGCGAGGAGGAGAAUAAAGAAGUGGAAACUAAAGUAUUUUCCAAGUAUUAUUCCGAGUGGAGGGGGGGCGGCGACAAAGACAAGUCCUACGGAACCAUCCCUCGGUUCUACUACAGGUUACCAGCGGAAGAUGAAGUGCUGCUGCAAAAACUGAGAGAAGAAUCCAGAGCUGUUUUUCUUCAGAGAAAGAGCAGAGAGCUACUGGAUAAUGAAGAACUACAGAAUCUCUGGUUCCUGCUUGACAAGCAUCAGGUACCGCCAGCGAGUGGAGAGGAAGCCAUGAUCAGCUAUGAAGCUUAUCUUCAGGUUGGGGAGAAUGCGGGGCCUAAGUGCCAGAAGUUCUUCACAGCCAGAGUUUAUGCCAAAUUGCUUCAAAAUGAUCCAUAUGGGAGAAUUUCAAUCAUGCACUUCUUUAACUAUGUUAUGAGGAAAGUGUGGCUGCAUCAAACACGCAUCGGCCUGAGUCUGUACGACGUAGCGGGCCAGGGCUACCUCAGGGAGUCUGACCUGGAGAAUUACAUCCUGGAGCUAAUUCCCACUCUUCCUCAGCUGGAUGGACUUGAAAAAUCUUUUUACUCAUUUUAUGUUUGCACUGCUGUUCGCAAGUUCUUCUUUUUCCUUGACCCGCUUCGUACUGGAAAAAUUAAGAUUCAAGAUAUUUUGGCCUGCAGUUUUCUGGAUGACCUACUGGAGCUGAGAGAUGAAGAGUUGUCAAAGGAGAGUCAGGAGUCCAACUGGUUCUCUGCUCCAUCAGCUCUCCGGGUGUAUGGCCAGUAUCUCAACCUAGACAAAGAUCACAACGGCAUGCUGAGCAAAGAGGAGCUGUCCCGCUAUGGCACUUCCACUCUGACCUCUGUGUUCCUGGACCGAGUGUUCCAAGAGUGUCUCACAUAUGAUGGAGAAAUGGAUUACAAGACCUAUUUAGACUUUGUGUUGGCGCUGGAGAACAGGAAGGAGCCUGCUGCGCUGCAGUACAUCUUCAAACUUUUAGACAUGGAAAACCUGGGCUACCUCAAUGUCUUCUCUCUCAACUACUUCUUCAGGUCCAUACAGGAGCAGAUAAAACUUCAUGGUCAAGAACCAGUUUCCUUCCAGGAUGUGAAGGAUGAGAUCUUUGAUAUGGUGAAGCCCAAAGACCCCUGUAAGAUCACACUCCAAGAUUUGGUGAACAGUUGCCAGGGCGACACGGUCACCAGCAUCCUCAUUGACCUCAACGGCUUCUGGACGUACGAGAACAGAGAAGUGCUGGUUGCCAACGACAACGACAACAGCAACACACCUGACCUGGAUGACACGUGAAGAUUGUUCUGUGGUUUUCACUGACAUGUCAGAUCACCUUGUAUUUAAACUUUUUGACUAUUGACCAAACUUUGAUAAAUAUUUUC
Synchiropus splendidus (mandarinfish) is the source of this 1566-nucleotide messenger RNA. It is a transcript of the gene ppp2r3c, whose product is annotated as protein phosphatase 2, regulatory subunit B'', gamma. Gene Ontology annotation, cellular component: centrosome; spindle. The record is from RefSeq and is a predicted model, not a curated record. The coding region runs from base 101 to 1480 and encodes 459 amino acids. The transcript has 13 exons. NCBI's taxonomy places the organism in Eukaryota, Metazoa, Chordata, Actinopteri, Syngnathiformes, Callionymidae. Gene Ontology annotation, biological process: regulation of dephosphorylation; B cell homeostasis; T cell homeostasis.